UGGCAACACUGGCUUACUGGCCUUUCGAAAGUGUCGUGUGGCAACCGAUGUAGAAUAUUGCUAAAGAAUUUAUCACUAAAUAUUAGUGAUUUCAUAAUGUCAGAGCAUAUUCUACCAGCUGAAGAGCCGAUUCGAUUUAUAGCCCCUAUAAUACAGGAUAACCCAACAGGAUGGGGCCCUGCAGAAAUGCCGGAACAGUUUCGAGACAUGCCGUACCAACCAUUCAGUAAGGGUGAUCGUUUAGGAAAAAUCAGUGAUUGGACUGUGGUACAGGAUAAAAAGUAUCAAAAUAAAUAUGCUUCUCAAUUCGGCGCUGGAUCGUCCUACGCGUACUUCCAUGACGAGGAUGAGAGCACAUUCCACUUGGUGGACACGACUCGCGUGCAGAAGCCACCGUACCAGCGCGGCCGUGCCCGUGGUCAGCGCGGCAGGGGUGCUAGAGGUGCUAGGACACCGGGUGGCAUGACUACUCUGAACAAGCAACGAGAUCGUAAACUUGGAAAGAGAUGGGGCCAGAGAGGUGCACCUAUGAAAAUCAGGGAUGCAUCAGUUACCGUAAGACCCACAUGGGUCACUAUUGAGGACAUGGACUUUCCUCGGUUGGCUAAGCUAUCUUUGCCGGGUAUAAAAGAAGGUGAAGACAUUGUUUGCUGUGGUACUCUUGAGUACUAUGACAAAGCCUAUGAUCGUGUAAAUGUUAAACAUGAGAAACCUUUACAGCGUAUUGAUCGUAUUUUCCAUACGGUGACCACAACUGAUGACCCAGUCAUUCGUCGUCUGAGUAAGACAACUGGCACAGUGUAUGCCACUGAUACUAUCUUGGCUACCAUCAUGUGCUGCACUCGCUCUAACUAUUCCUGGGAUAUUGUCAUUGAAAAGAUUGGUGACAAAUUGUUCUUGGACAAGCGUGACAAUACCGAAUUCGACUUGCUUACUGUGAACGAGACUUCAGUGGAGCCCCCUGCUGAUGAUGGCAAUUCAAUCAAUUCACCACGCAACUUAGCUUUGGAGGCUACAUUCAUCAAUCACAACUUUAGCCAGCAAGUGUUGAAGUCGGGAGAAAAGGAACCCAAAUACAAAUUCCCUGAGGCGAAUCCUUUUGUGUCAGAGGAAGAGGAAGGCGAGGUCGCGUCUGUUGGUUACCGUUAUCGUAAAUGGAACCUUAAUAAUGGUGUUGUACUAGUAGCCCGUUGUGAACACGAUGCAGUAAUGCAAGGACCUCAAGGCGAGACCCAGUUCUUAUCAAUCAAGGCUUUGAACGAAUGGGACUCGAAGCUUGCCAAUGGAGUGGAGUGGAGACAAAAGCUGGACACUCAACGCGGUGCUGUGCUAGCCAAUGAGUUGAGGAACAAUUCGUGCAAGCUGGCCAAGUGGACUGUCCAGGCCUUGCUAGCCGGCUCGGAUCAGGUCAAGUUCGGCUACGUAUCCCGCGCCCAGGUCCGCGAUAACUCGCGUCACGUGAUCCUCGGUACGCAGCAGUUCAAGCCUCACGAGUUCGCAGCUCAAAUCAACCUCUCCAUGGACAACGCGUGGGGCAUCCUGCGGUGCAUCAUCGAUAUAUGCAUGAAGCAGAAGGAUGGCAAAUAUCUGAUCAUGAAGGAUCCCAACAAGCCGUUGAUUCGUCUGUACGAUAUACCGGACAACACUUUCGAAUCAGACGCAUCGGAGGAGAGCGGAGACGAACCCGCUGACACGCCAUUCGCACCACUGUACUCUUACGGAAACGCCAAGAGAAUUUAGCUUUUAAACCAUAUGAUAUUGUGACUAAUCUCCCAUACAUAGCCUAAUUUGGUACAGGUGAAUUUCGCGAAGCAGUGUUUGUAUAAAUAGAUACAGGUAGCGUAAGCGUCUCCGUAAAUUAAACACAAUAAAUAAUCGUUUUAUGUAUUCAAUAUUUUUAUUCAGCAGAAUAAAAUUUUAUUGUCAC
This is a messenger RNA of Chilo suppressalis (striped riceborer), 1927 nucleotides long. Lineage: Eukaryota; Metazoa; Arthropoda; Insecta; Lepidoptera; Crambidae. The record is from the annotation of a GenBank genome assembly.